Phytomonas sp. EM1 is the source of this 3000-nucleotide messenger RNA. NCBI's taxonomy places the organism in Eukaryota, Euglenozoa, Kinetoplastea, Trypanosomatida, Trypanosomatidae. The record is from the annotation of a GenBank genome assembly.
AUGGAUCAGCUAUUCCUCAAGAUUGUCACGGGAUCACCCAUAAUGGAGUUGAAGGGUGAGUACAUAAAUACACCACUUUAUACGAUAUUAUGUGCUCAGGCACCCGAUCCCAAGCACCGUAUCGAGCUUCUACGAAGCCGUCUCCAAACUUCAACGGAAACAACUUCAGCGCAGAACAUGAUUCAUAUCGUUAACACAUGCAUCGCAACUGAGUUAUCUCCGGACGACGUAGAAGUUCUAAUAGAGGAAGUUGCACAGGUAGCUCUUGAGCAUCCUUCUUGGUCUGAUUUUAUCAAAUGGGCGUGUGCGUUGAUUCAUUACUAUUGCACUGACGAUCUAACGAUAUCCCUUUUUUUAGAAUUCGAUGCACCAUGCAUUGCUGUUCGGGCUCUGAAAGAAUUUCCUCAGAACUCCCAGCUUGUGAUGUCUGCAUGUAUCCUACUAUCUCACUUUAACAUGUAUGAUAUCAACGACAGCAUUAUUCAGCUGACAAAUGUACUUCACAUACAUGUGGAGGAUAAGCAAGUGCUCAAGCCAGCAAUUUACACGCUUGCAGAGUUCACUUCUUAUCAUGCUGAAAUUCCACAUCGAUUUUCACAAACUAAUCGAGAAUUCGUCGAAGCUGGAGGUGUCCGCGCGCUCGAAUCUGUGCUGCAUAGUUACCUAGACGAUGAAGAGGUAACAACGCGUGCUGCACGUAUAGCAGCGAAUAUAACGAGUUCAGGGAUGACUGAUGCAAUCAACCCUGAAUCACAGGUUAUGUUGCAUCUUUCCGAGUCGUUGAUUUGCUUUCAGCACUUGGAGCUGCAUUGCUACCAUGUACUGCGUGUUUUUAGCAGCAUUCCUUCCUCCAAAUACAUUGAUUUGGAUAGUAUCUUGCCAUUAUUUCACAAAGCCAACUCAGAGAUUCUGGUGCUUGAAUGGAUUCACUUUUUGUCUAGUGUGGCUUCUAAUUUCAGGGACAGGAAGCCCAAAAUCUUCUCCACAGGGUGUGUUCCACGGAUUCUCGAAGUUAUGCGCAUUUAUAAUACAAACGAAUCCCUUAUAGAGGGAGCCUGCGGUUUGUUGUCAUACCUUUCAUUUGACUCAGAUAAAAUCACUCAUGAGAUUACCGAAUUGGGUGGGAUACAUCUUGCUCUCGAUGCCAUGCGUAGGUUCCCGGAUAAUGAAGAUCUGCUUAUGUCAGCAUGCUCAGCAGUAUCUGGCCUCGCCUUUGAUAAUCCCAUUGGCCAAAAAAUUCUCAUUGCUAAUGAAGGGGUAUCCCUUAUUCUCAAUGCAAUGCGUCAAGGGAAGAAGGCUGGACUACAAGAGAGUGGCUGCUUGGUAAUCGGCACAAUGUGUUGGAAUCCAGAUUUGAAGGCAGAAAUCGUACGCCUCGGUGGUAUUGACAUAAUUAUCAAGGCUUUGAAGGAGCAUUACAUGAGCUUUGGGCUUGUUAAGAAUGCGUGCCGUGCUGUCGAUCAGAUUGCAUUUAACUCUGAGAAAUAUCGUGAUGAGAUGUGCGAUAAGGGUGUCAUUCCCUUAGUUGUGAGGGGAAUGCAGAGGCAUCCGACUUUUGACCGCGUUCAGAUGCACGGCUGCAUUGCUCUGUCGUAUCUGUCAUGGUCUGAUAAAGGUCACGCCGCACAAAUAAGGGAGUGUGGUGGGUACAAGGCCAUCAUGGAUGCUAUGCGGAUUCACCCUAACAACCAAGAGGUCCAGGAGCAUGCUUGCCAUGCGCUGGUAGGCAUUUACGCUCUUCCGUCUGAUGAUCUUUCGCCUGCGCUAGUGCAGGUUGUUGCCGCCAUGCGCCGAUUCGAGAAAUCCCCUGAGAUACAGGAGGAAGGGUGUCGCGCCAUCGUCACGCUGUCCUUGUUAUCCACUGCAAAUAAGGAUCUCCUGUACGAUCUCAAAGCCCCGGAGGUGGUAAUUACGGCCAUGAAAAAUUUUCUUCAUGUGGAGCUUAUCCAGCAGGAGGCGUGCAAUGCUUUGGCCCACCUUGCGUACGAACAUAGCAAGCUUAACUGGGCCAUCACAGAUUUAAACGGGGUGCAAUUCCUGAUAGACACCAUGAAUGAAUUUAAAAAUAGCUCGAAGGUCCAAUUGAAUGCUUGUGCUGGGCUCAGCGCCCUUGCAUUUGACAACCUCACUGCACAAGAACAAAUAUUUGAAUUAGGAGGAAUUGAAUGUGUUAUAUACGCAACCAAAACGUUUGAGCAGCUGCGAAUGCUAGAGUUGGGAUGCUCUCUUUUAGGUAACUUGGCAUGGAAUACGAAUAUCAAGGAGCGUGUGGCAGUGAAUGCAGUCCCACAUAUUAUCGAUAUGAUGAAAAAACACUCAAGUAAUGCACUUUUGCAAAAGUCUACAUGCAGGGCCAUUUCGCAAUUUUCCUUCAAUUCCGAAAGUAAUAGACAGCUGCUUGUUGAUUCUGGUGUGAUCCCGCUCAUUAUAAAUUCCAUGCGUGAGCACUUGGCUUCGGAUAAAGUCAUGAUUCACGCACUGAAGGCAUUAACCUACCUGUGCUGGGAGAACGACCAGGUUGCAAAGGCCAUCAUUGACGAAAAUAUCGAAGAGACCCUGCAACAAGUGGUGAUGCGCUACGUGGAAAUGCCACGCGUCUCCAAUGAGGCCAUUCACCUUUGCAAGAUCCUAUUCCGGAAGACGAGCAGCAGCCCUAGCCCGACUGUCAGCGGGAUCUCGCCGCCGAUGAUUUCUCCGUUGGCCGCUCCCUUCUUUACACCUGGGCCGCGCUGCGGUGUGCGGAAUUUUGGGUGCCCCAGCCCUUUAGAAGAGGUACGGCGCGAGGGUAGGCCGCCUUUGUCGAACACAAAUGAACUUCCCCGAUCGAACCUCCGCGAGCCAAAAUAUCGUCCGUUUCAAACGGAGGAGGAGUACUCUAAAAAUGGUCGGAGAGGGGGCCAUGGUGGGGGCCUGCCAGGAGGACGUGGUGCGGCGGGAAGGUUCAGGCGUGGGAAAGGCAACAGGGGGGGGGUUCUAGGGCCCGCCCAACACCCCCGAUGA